AUGACGGAGCGGACCCCGCUGCUCCACUACCGCCUCUCCACCAGCGUCAAUGAGUCCGAGCCGCGGGGCCCUCCGGCCGGCCGGGCCCCGGAGCAGCUCCCGGGAGGCUCCCGGCGCCGGUCUGCCCAGCAGCGGCAGCCCAAGAAGCUCUCCAUCUUCUUCGGGGUGGUGGUCCCGACGCUGCUGUCCAUGUUCAGCGUGGUGCUCUUUCUUCGGAUAGGGUUUGUGGUGGGCCACGCCGGACUGUACCAAGCCAUCGCCAUGUUCCUGGUGGCCUACUUCAUCAUCUGCAUGACCGUGCUGUCCGUCUGCGCUAUCUCCACCAACGGAGCGCUGGACGCUGGAGGAGCCUACUAUAUGAUCAGCCGAGCGCUGGGUCCGGAGUUCGGGGGCAGCAUCGGCAUCAUGUUCUUCCUGGCUAACGUGUGUGGCAGCGCUCUGUACGUGCUGGGUCUGGUGGAGGCGAUUGUGACCACAUUUGGAGUACCUGAGGAUGGAAUAGUGACUUCUUCCUACCAGGUUUUGCCGUCGGGCUACUGGUGGUCCCUGCUCUACGCCACAGGCAUCGCCCUGCUGUGCCUGCUGGUGUGCAUGGUGGGGGCCCACAUCUACGCCAAGGCCACCUUCCUCAUCUUCAUGGUGGUCAUGUUCGUCCUGGGGACCAUCCUCAUCAGCUUCUUCGCCGUGCGUCCCCGAACCAUCGUGCUGCCGAGGCCCAGUUCCUUCAACCCGACGCCCAACGGGACCGGCCCCACCUUUCCCACUACCGCCAACUUCACCGGCUUCAAGUUGGACACUCUGCUCGGCAACCUGGGGGCGGGCUACACUGAAGAUUACACCACACAAACGAUGAUGAACUUUGCCACCGUGUUUGCCGUCAUGUUCAACGGCUGCACCGGCAUCAUGGCGGGGUCCAACAUGUCAGGCGACCUGAAGAAUCCCAGCUACUCCAUCCCCCGCGGCACCAUCACCGCCGUCAUCUUCACCUUCAUCAUCUACAACCUGCUCAGCGUGCUGGUGGCCUGCACCUGUGACCGCGUCCUGCUUCAGAGGGAUUACGGUUUCCUGAGAGACAUCAACAUCUGGUACCCCUUCGUCAUCAUUGGGGUUUAUUCCUCCACACUCUCUGCUGCCAUGAGCAACCUGAUCGGAGCUUCGCGCAUCCUUUACGCUUUGGCAAGGGACGACUUGUUUGGGAAAGUGUUGUCUCCGGCGAAGAAGACGUCGCACAGCGGGAACCCCUGGGUCUCUGUGCUCAUUUCCUGGUUCCUCGUGCAGCUGGUGCUGUUCGCAGGGAAGCUCAACACCAUCGCCAGCAUUGUGACCAUUUUCUUCCUGCUGGUGUACGCCGCGGUGGACUUGGCCUGCCUCGCCCUGGAGUGGGCCUCGGCUCCCAAUUUCAGGCCCACCUUCCGCUACUUCACCUGGCACACGUGCGUGCUGGGCAUCAUCGGCUGCGCCGUCAUGAUGUUCCUCAUCAACGCCAUCUACGCCUCGGCUAGCAUCGCCUUCAUGCUCCUGCUGCUCCUGUUGAUUCACUACCUCAGUCCCACCUCCAGCUGGGGCUACAUCAGCCAGGCUCUCAUUUUCCACCAGGUGCGCAAAUACUUGCUGAUGCUGGACGUGAGGAAGGACCACGUGAAGUUCUGGAGGCCUCAGGUUCUCCUGAUGGUUUCGAACCCCCGCAGCAGCGUGGGCCUCAUCACCUUCAUCAAUGACAUCAAGAAGAGCGGCCUCUACGUCCUGGGACACGUCCAGCUCGGCGACCUCAAUACGUUGCCAUCGGACCCUCUGCAGUCUCAGUACGACUCCUGGUUGUCCCUGGUGGACCACCUGAACAUCAAAGCUUUCGUCAACCUGACGCUGGCUGAUUCCGUCCGUCACGGCGUCCAGCACCUCCUCUUCAUCUCAGGACUCGGUGGGAUGCGUCCAAACACCCUCGUCCUGGGUUUUUACGACGACUGCGUUCCGAAGGACAGGCUGACAGGUUCAUCUCUGUCCACCAGUCCGUCCAACGAUCCCUCGGGUCUUUCUCCUGAGGUCGAACAGCCUCCUCUUUUCCACUUCACGUCGCUGCGGGGUUCCAGUGACAGACAGGAUCACGGCGAAUUUGAGGACGGGAAGGUUCUCGGGCCUCAGGAGUACGUGGCGAUAAUCUCAGACGCCAUGAAGAUGCUGAAAAAUGUCGUUCUCGCUCGGUACUUCAACAACUUUGACCGAUCCCUGGCCCUGUCGCCGCCCCCGUCCUCCCCGGGUAAGGGAGCCGUGUACGUGGACGUCUGGCCGGUGAACCUCCUGCGGCCGGACAGCUGCAGCUAUGUGGACACCUGCUCCCUGUUCCUGCUGCAGCUGGCGUGCAUCCUCAACAUGGUGCGGUCGUGGCGCAAAGCGACGCUGCGUCUCUUCCUGUGCGUGGAGGAGGGACGGAGCGUGAGGGGCUCCGAGGAGAAGCUCGGCCAGCUCCUGAAGGAACUGAGAAUCAAAGCUCAGAUCUACCCCGUACCCUGGGACCAGCAGGUGGCGCUGCACUGGCAGCGCCAGGGGGACUUCGGCAAGAAGCAGCACCUCCAAGACGCCUCAGACGCCGCCGCAGAGGGGAAGAAACAAAAACCCGAUGAAGAGGAAGAGAACGAAGACGAUUAUGUCAACAGCUUCCCGAGUAACGCCACCCGCCUGUCGGACGACUACCUGUCCGCCGUCAACAGGAUGAUCCUGGACCAGGCGCGGCCGGCUCCAGCCGUGCGCUUCCUCUACUUGCCCCGCCCUCCAGCGGACACCCGCCGCUACAGUGCCUACUUACGCCAACUUGAGCUUUUAACCCAGGACUUGGGCCCCACGCUGCUCAUCCACGGCGUCACGCCCGUCAUCACCACUGACCUUUGAUCUCUCGACGGUGACGGGUGUUCGCCGCGGUGCGGUCCGGAGGGUUUGACCACAUUCCCACUGAAAGUGUUGCUGUGGCACCGACUCGACCACUGAGUUGAAAAUCUGUCACUUCCAGACCUCAGCCCCACCCUGCACUUUGUGUGCUUUCUACAUAUGUUACCCCUUUUUUAUCCAGCAGUUUUGGUUUUACUUUCAGCGACUUUGGACCUCACAACCGAUCACACGCAUUCCCAAACUCCCAUCAGUCAGGUCUCCAUUCCUACCUGAUUCAAGGAGUCCCUUUUAACUUUCCUGCUUUUUCAAUCAUUUCUUCUGCUGCUCAGAUUUCCAAAAAGAAAAAACAAAAACAAAAGAUCAUUCCACAUGUUCCUAGGUCACCUCGUGCCUCAAGAGUUCAAAAGCUGAAAAUGGACGACCUGGAAGGAGUCGUUUGCAAAAAAACAAAAAACUGCCUUUCCCAUCGUCCCAA
Salarias fasciatus (jewelled blenny) is the source of this 3355-nucleotide messenger RNA. RefSeq names its product solute carrier family 12 member 9. Gene Ontology annotation, biological process: chloride ion homeostasis; chloride transmembrane transport; cell volume homeostasis. Gene Ontology annotation, cellular component: membrane. The coding region runs from base 1 to 2883 and encodes 960 amino acids. Gene Ontology annotation, molecular function: potassium:chloride symporter activity. The transcript is spliced from 13 exons. Lineage: Eukaryota; Metazoa; Chordata; Actinopteri; Blenniiformes; Blenniidae. The record is from RefSeq and is a predicted model, not a curated record.